AUGUACCUACGCUUUCUUGCGUAUGCCAUCCUGGCACUUGACGGUGUUGUCCGUGAUGCCACUGGUACAUUGAUGAUUGCCGAUGAUACGCAACUUGAAGAAUACAGUAUCUAUGUCUUCAGUCUAUCCACACCAGUCGCUGCCGAAGAACUUGCCGCAGGUCGAGCCGAUCUGUGGGACCGAGUCUACUCGCGCGACGAGUGUCAUGACACUAUCUUUACGCGAGAUGGCAUAUCCCUUGUCAAUGAAGUCCCUGAUAUGCUUUCACAAGCUUUACAUGUUGUAGCCUAUGCACGAGGUACACCGUGGCUCCUACACCUCAUUAGUAUGCGUAGAGGAUUUGAAGACUGCGAAGGCGUAGAAAACUUGGAGAACAUUGACGUUCCUAGAAAUGGCUUCUGUGGACAGUUUACACUUCAUCCGUAUUAUGAUUGUCAUACUCCAAAUCAUGUCCCUCGAACAAAUGAUAUACCAUCUUCACCCCUCUGCAAUCGCCGCGGCGAAUCUCCUCCCUCUGAUUCACGAUACACACUUCAAUUUCUAGAUGAUAAUCCCAUAUUUGAGCAGAACUAUAUACCGAACAAUACCGACGGUGCUUCCCACCGUGGUCAUAAUUCAUCGUUCCGUCCCUUUACUUUCCUUCUCCAUUAUCGCUAUGGUCCCUCGGCUCUUGUACACGAGGCAACUGUCCCUGUAGGUCGGUCUAUGAAGCUUCGACAUGACCGGGCAAAAGAGAGGAAGCGUAAGAAGUCUGAACGACAGGAAGGAGCAAUGGACAACACUCUUUGGACAAUCAAGGCGGUCUUUGAAGCCUACGAUCCUCUCGAUGUCCUGAAGAUGAUUUUGCCAUGGUACGAUAACGAAAUUGAGGAGGCUUUCGACUAG
This is a messenger RNA of Lentinula edodes (shiitake mushroom), 885 nucleotides long. RefSeq lists its product as uncharacterized. The record is from RefSeq and is a predicted model, not a curated record. The transcript has 6 exons. NCBI's taxonomy places the organism in Eukaryota, Fungi, Basidiomycota, Agaricomycetes, Agaricales, Omphalotaceae. Bases 1 to 885 code for a protein of 294 amino acids.